GCAUUCUGAUCAUAUUUGGCUGAAAUUUGCACUGAGGGUAAAAACACUAAUCUGUAAAAUAGAUAGUAUUGCUGUUUUGGGGACUUCGCUGGGAGUAAGUAAAAAAGAUUAAGGAAGUUAGGUGGAAAGAAGUCACAAAAGUCUGCGAGCUGUCACUGUGCCACAGUGGGAUAUUUUUCUGUUCAAAAGUACAGAUAUUUUGGUGAAACUAAAUGAUGAUUUUAAAUUAACUCUGUGUAAGUGCUCAUUUUGAUGGCUUUUCCUUUACUUCCAGGUUCUUUCAAAAAAAAAGAAAAAGACCACAAUGAAGUUGAUAUUCAGAACCUCACUCUUACAUUUGCUCCUUUACUGUGUGACCCACACAGUAGGUAAGUGAAAGUCUGCUCACUCUGAAUGUAGCUUAAUUUCCUCUUUAAGUGAAAUCAUUCCGAAAGAUACCACACUGGUUAUCCCCCGCACUUUGUGCAGUUUGAGUUUUCACUGAUUCACUCAACUGUUUCUAUUUCCUUUCCUAAGGAGUCGAUAUCAAAACGGACCCACCAGUCGACGGUGAGGGUCUUAUACAGACGGAGCUGAACAACACUGUGUCACUGAAAUGUACCGUUGGUGCAGACACUCCAAAUGAUGAAGAGCUGGUGUGGCUCAGAGAUGGUAUGACGGUCAAUCUGAAGGAAGAGAACAAGAAAGGUGCAAGCAGUGUGUGUGUUUCACCUGUCAUCUAUGACGACAACGAGGCCACUUUCACUUGUCAGCUGAAACAAGACGCUACACAUAAGGCCUCUGUCACCCUGAGAGUCACAUAUCCCCCAGAGUUGUCUGGAUCAGAGGAGGUUACGGUAGAAGAGGAGUCAACGCUCGUCCUGACCUGUGACAUCUGGGCCAAUCCACCGGUCUCGACUGUGGAGUGGACACGAAAUGGAAGCAUGGUGGAUCUAUUUGAAGGCGGCUUCGUUGUGACCAUUGGUGGCUCUACUAGUCAGCUGACAGUCAGCAAAGUGGAGAGGAGCUUGCAUGAAGGCACAUAUAUGUGCACAGCAAAAUCUCCCAAAUAUGGACCAUACAGCAAGACUUUCUAUGUCACAGCGACAGAUAAGACCAUUAAGUUCCCACUGAUGCCCACGAUUGCAGCAAUUGUGGUGGUGGUCCUCACUGCACUUCUUGCAGUUGUUUCACGGUGGAAGAAAAUCGUAAAGUGCUUCAAGAAAUGAAGAAACCAACACUCCCUUUUGUGUGCAGGACACUGCAACUACCGAUUUACAUAACCAAGUUUUCAAUUUUUGUCAUAUUUGGCAUUUUUUAACGGAAAGCUUUGACAUUUUGGGAAAUGCAUUUAUGGGCUUUCUUGCUGAGAGUUUAAAGACUGAUGUUAUUCUCAUAUCUGUCAAAUAAAUAUGAAGCUACAACCAGCUGUCUUCAGCACAAAGGCUGUAUUUGAAUGGAAAUAACUAGCUGGGCUCUGCAGAUUAAAGAGAUAACACACAAUUAUCAGCCUCAACAUUAAAAUCACCUGCCCUGUAGUGCUUAGGUCCUUCUCCUGCUGUCUGGCACCAGGAUGUUGUAACCUCUGGGUUCUGUAGUUUUUGGGGGAAGCCUGUUCAGGCUUGCUCAGGUGCAUCUUGUGAAUGAUUGGUCAGAUUGGCUCUUUGUUGUGUUCCUAGAGUUUUUCCUGAGCAGUUUUUACAGUGUGUCCUGCUCUUGGUCUGAAGCAAUGUUAGGUGGGGAAUAUGUUUUAAAGCAGCAUCCACAUGAAUGCAGGACCAAAGGUUUCCUAGCUGAACUUUACAUAGAGACAAAAUAAUCAAUGGUAUAGACUUGACUUCUCAGUGGUUUAUGACUAAUCAAUGCAAAACAUGCUAAUGAGUUUUAAAUGUGCUGGCUGAUUAGCUUUUGAUAGAUCUAUGCAAGCUGUUUUCAGUCUUUGUGCUAUAUGCUAAGCUAACUACCUAGUGGCGAUGGCUUCAUAUUUACUGUGCAAACAUAUAGUCACUCUUCUAACUCUCUGCAGCAAAGCAAAAAAAGCAGAUUUUUUCCCAAAAUAUCCUUCAAAAUCUGAUCAAAUGUAUUAUGCUAUCUGCUAUGUACGCAAUAUGCUAUUUAUUUAACCUAUGAUUAAGACAAGAGGACCUCCAGAGUCUGCAGUAUGACAUUUAGCUUGUUACUUUUCAUUAUAUGAUGCACUUUGAUCUUGAUGAUGAAGUGAGUUUCAAUGCUGCAUUUCCUCUUUUCUUGUUAAUAUCGUUGCAAUAAAAUAAACCAAACUGAAAAGCACACUGACAUGGCAAGCGCCUCUUCUUCUAGGAAUGUGAAAAAAAUCAAAGCUACAAGUGUAUAUUUGGAAGAUGAUUCAAGACUCUAUGACUUAAGGAUGCAAAAUCAUUGUAAUACAG
Messenger RNA from Acanthochromis polyacanthus (spiny chromis), 2387 nucleotides. RefSeq names its product transmembrane and immunoglobulin domain containing 1 (gene tmigd1). The record is from RefSeq and is a predicted model, not a curated record. Lineage: Eukaryota; Metazoa; Chordata; Actinopteri; Pomacentridae. Gene Ontology annotation, molecular function: cell adhesion molecule binding. Gene Ontology annotation, biological process: cell-cell adhesion. Gene Ontology annotation, cellular component: cell-cell junction. The transcript is spliced from 4 exons. Bases 654 to 1208 code for a protein of 184 amino acids.